This is a messenger RNA of Owenia fusiformis, 1284 nucleotides long. NCBI's taxonomy places the organism in Eukaryota, Metazoa, Annelida, Polychaeta, Sabellida, Oweniidae. The record is from the annotation of a GenBank genome assembly.
AAUCACUGAUAUUCAAGAUAAAAUAUGGUAACAUUAAUUUUCGAUUUUUACUAACACAGAAGUCAAAGUCACCGAAUAAAUAAUAAUGACCACCUUGUGGAGUAUUAUAGGAAUUCUAUUAUAUGUACUCAUUGUACUUGUAAAUUCCAAAGCAGUUUUGUUGGAUGAGGAAGAAUGUGGUACACUGACACACAGUAGAGGAGUCCGAUAUUUACUGGCAGAUAACCCCGGCAGGAUAUUAGCAGCUAGGGUACGAAAGCAAGUAGCAAGUUUGUAUGGCAAAAGACUGAGAACCUACAACCUGCGCUCAUACAGGAGACAAGAGUCGCCACCAGAUGAACGUGAUCUCAUUAAUUAUUAUAUGAAGAUCAAGGUAAAGCACCGUGAAUAUGUCCACAUCAAAGUGUCCAGGUACAUACCAGCACCAAGUAAGCCUAGGAGUCCAUUUCUACGCUGGGCAGUGAAAGGAUUCAGGAGACAAGAUUGUAUAUGUGGAGAUACCCCAACCUGUACAAUACCAAAAGCAGCAACUAAAGCUACAGGAUAACUGACCAUUGAUGAAUGACUAUAUGAAAUUAUCUUUACAUACCAAUUAGUUUUCAACAUUUUACAUUACUUUAUCUUACAACGUGUGUGAACUUGUUCAAGUAGUUCAGCAGCGUCACUAAAUUAUAUGAAGUUACAACUAGGGUUUAAGUUUGGAAGAAAAUGCACCAAAAACUGCAAAAAAUACUACCACUAUAAUGAUAUUAUUUGAAUGUGACAUUUCAGGUACUACUACUCAAAUCCAUGACUGAAUAAUGCUGUACUCUCAAAAACUACCAUAAAACACCAAUAGUAACAUAUAAUAUGGUACUAUCCUCCAAUAGCAUCAUAUAGUGCCAUACCAAUCUGAACUGUACAGUCCUAUCAAUACGCAAAAAUAUCUGGAUAUAGCACUGUAAAACUAAUCUAAAUUGUGUGUUUUAGAGAGCAGAUUGGGGAAGUAGCACAUUUAUAUAUUGAUGUACUAAAAAGUUGGCUCAAUAAAGCUCAGGCAAUCUGAAAUUAUUGCAAACUGUAAGCAAAACUUGAUUUCACAUUUUUAUAAAUCUGAAAAAUUGCAACUUCCAAAGUUGGCAAUCACACAAUCAACCAAAACCUAUACAAGGCUUCUUUUGUGCAAAUAGUGUAGCAUGAAAAAAUAAAUGAUGCAGAAAACAGUAUUAGAAGUUCAAAGACUGACAGCUGUACUUCCAUGCUGUUCACCAAGGUGUUUUUAAAUUAUGUUUGAAUGAAUAGAUG